Molecule: messenger RNA, 874 nt
Organism: Morus notabilis
Lineage: Eukaryota; Viridiplantae; Streptophyta; Magnoliopsida; Rosales; Moraceae
Product: peptidyl-prolyl cis-trans isomerase CYP18-1
Exons: 5
Coding region: 246-728 (160 amino acids)
Biological process (GO): protein folding; protein peptidyl-prolyl isomerization
Cellular component (GO): catalytic step 2 spliceosome
Molecular function (GO): peptidyl-prolyl cis-trans isomerase activity
Source: RefSeq, a predicted model, not a curated record
GUGGGCUGGAUUUUCCCAUGGCCUGGAUCUGUUGGAACAAUCUCAGCAAAAGAUUUUGCACAAAAUAGUUUUAACUUCUGAAAGUUAGUGUACAACCGACAACGGCAAAGCUUUCUAGAAGGUUGUGAAUCCUUUUCAUUUCAGCAGUAGCAAUUGAGCACACCACAACCUUACAACAAAACGGCGAAGCGCAAGUAAAGCACAACCGGAAAGAAUUCAAAGUCAUCUAAAAUCUCAUCACGCAAAUGUCGGUCACGUUGCACACUAAUCUGGGCGACAUCAAAUGCGAGAUCUUCUGCGACGAGGUUCCCAAAACCGCCGAGAACUUUUUGGCCCUAUGUGCUAGUGGUUAUUACGAUGGGACCAUAUUCCAUAGAAACAUAAAAGGUUUUAUGAUACAAGGUGGAGAUCCAACAGGUACAGGCAAAGGAGGGACUAGUAUAUGGGGCAAGAAGUUCAACGACGAGAUAAAGGAGUCUCUCAAGCACAAUGCAAGGGGGAUACUAUCAAUGGCGAACAGCGGACCCAAUACAAACGGAAGCCAGUUCUUCAUAAGUUACGCAAAGCAGCCGCAUUUGAAUGGACUUUACACUGUGUUUGGCAAAGUAAUUCAUGGCUUUGAAGUUUUGGACCUCAUGGAAAAGACUCAAACAGGACCCGCUGAUCGACCUCUCGCAGAGAUCCGGCUCAAUCGAGUGACUAUACAUGCUAACCCCCUCGCGGGGUAGUCUUUGAUUUGUUGAAAUUUUAUUGUUGGGACUUGGGUGGUCUUGUUUAGUUGCUAAUAGUAACUGCAGAUUCAUAUUCCUGGCUCAACUUGUAUUCAGUUUCAGCUGUAUUUUUUAUAACAAGAAGAAGGAUAGAGAGAUGGGAA